Messenger RNA from Pseudovirgaria hyperparasitica, 600 nucleotides. RefSeq lists its product as uncharacterized. Lineage: Eukaryota; Fungi; Ascomycota; Dothideomycetes; Acrospermales; Acrospermaceae. The record is from RefSeq and is a predicted model, not a curated record. Bases 1 to 600 code for a protein of 199 amino acids. The transcript has a single exon.
AUGUGCAACUAUAUCCACUGCAUAUACCAUAUGUGCAACCACGAGGGCUUCGCCGUCGCUACACACUGCGACUCCGCCCGCAACGACGACGACAAUGCCUGCUGGUCAGCCUGGCGCAUCGUCCAGGUCAUCGAGGAGCACGAUCAGCCCUGCUAUGCCUGCCAGGGCAAGUCCUGGCCAGCCGGCCUCCGGCCGGACCGCAGAGCGGGCCAAAGCCAGCGGAUCAGCAGCGCCGUCGAGGAGAUGUGGGCGCAAAGGGCACGCGCGCAUUUCGAGGCAAUGGCGAGAGCAUAUCAAAGGAUGCAAGCAGAUAUGAUGGCGCAGCAGGCGGCUGGAGGGGGAAGUCCGGCGGGUGGGCAGAGAGCGGAAGGCGCCCCUGGUGGGAAUCCGCUCCAGCAGUAUGCGAAAGACGGGCAGUAUGAGAUGGUGGCGGAGUGGGCUCCGAGGGAUGAGCAGCAGCAACCUGCCGAGGGGGCAAAUAUGAGGGGUGGUCGAAAGGGUCUGUCUUGGAGGGACAAGAGGCCGAUAUUGAUCGGGAUACAGCUCGCGAAGCAGCAGACUUCACGACCGAAGACGCGGUGGGAGGAGAAGUAUGGAUAG